Molecule: messenger RNA, 903 nt
Organism: Penicillium digitatum Pd1
Lineage: Eukaryota; Fungi; Ascomycota; Eurotiomycetes; Eurotiales; Aspergillaceae
Product: lipoyl(octanoyl) transferase LIP2
Biological process (GO): protein lipoylation
Cellular component (GO): mitochondrion
Molecular function (GO): lipoyl(octanoyl) transferase activity
Source: RefSeq, a predicted model, not a curated record
AUGAGACUCGCGCACCUCCACCUCCCCCACACAACGCCCUUCGGCCGCGUUUCGCACCUCCAACAAACCCUCACAACUCGCCUCCUCGCGCACAAAAAGCUCGCCUCCCCAGGCUCAAUUUUCUCACAAGAUCCGAGCAACCAAAGCACCACACUAGCAAAAGCUCUACCCCCACCACCAGACCCAACAAUCAUCACUUUCACCCCAAACCCUGUCUACACCACCGGCCGUCGCGACCUCCCACCUUCAAACACAAGCCCACCCUCCACAACCAACCCCACCCUCUUCUCUCUACCACCAGCCCUCGAGCCAAUUCGCUCCCUCUUCACACUGGACGGUCACCAACCCGCAAAGGCAGAGUACCACCCAACUCUUCGCGGCGGACAGACAACUUAUCACGGGCCGGGCCAGAUGGUCGCGUAUACGAUCCUGGAUCUCAAGCGACUUGGUCUAACGCCCCGGUGCCACAUCCGUGUUUUGGAGAAUAGCGUCAUCGACCUACUGAAGAGCUACGGAGUUGAAGGGUUUACAACGGAAGAUCCGGGGGUGUGGGUGCAGCCCGUUGCAGGAUCAGGAUCCUUGCAACCGAGGAAAAUCACGGCAGUGGGGGUUCAUCUGCGACGCAAUAUCAGCAGUUUUGGAAUCGGCCUUAAUGUUACGGAUGAGCCGAUGUGGUUCUUUAAGCAGAUCGUGGCUUGUGGGCUGGAGGGCAAAGAGGCAACUAGUCUGCAGGGUGUGGGUGUUCCGGGAUUAGAGGUUGGGGAUGUUGCAGCUGCGUUUGUUGAGAAGUUUGUUAAUCGGGUCAACGCGGAUUUCGCCUGUGGGGAGAAUUCGCGGGGGGAGAAGAUUGACGAGGUUUAUCGGGUCCGGGAGGAAGAUUUGCUAACUGAUGUCCAGCAUUGA